AUGAUGCUUAUUUGGUUAAACAAAUAUAUUUUGGAACAAGACAGGAACAAUAUGAUAAGGCAUCUCUUAUUAAUUUGUUGGAUGAUCCAUUGCACUAUAGCUGAUCCAAAAGUUGGAAAGGGUGCAGCUCCUUCUUCUCCUCUUCCUAAGCGAACAUGGUUGACUCUACACGGUGAUGAACCAGUAGUAGUUGCGAAUGGGGGAUUUUCGGGUCUUUAUCCCGCACAAACAGAUAUAGCAUUUAGUCAAUCAUUUGUAUUUGAAAAGGGUGGUACUGUCUUGCUAUGUGAUCUCCAUAUGAGUCGCGAUGGACAGGGCUUUUGUCUCUCACAGUUAAACCUCCAGAAUACAACAACUGCAGCUGAUGCUUUUCCAAAUCGUAAAAAAUCCUACAUUGUUAAUGGAAAAGAACUUCAAGGAUGGUUUGCAUUGGACUUCACGAGUGAAGAGAUGUUAAGUAAAUUGUUUGUAACCCAAUCAAUAUUCAGCAGAACAGAUUUAUUUGAUUUUUCAUCACCAUAUCCCACUAGCCUAUUUUUAGAAGAAAACAAGAAUGCUGUAGUGUGGAUCAAUGCCGAGUAUCCGACAUUCUACAGCCAGCACAAACUGAGUUUGGUGGAUCAUAUUAAACAACUCUUGGAGAUAAAGAAGGAUAUCUCUUACAUGUCGUCUCCAGAGAUUGGUUUCUUGAAAAGCAUGGGACCAAUUGUGCAAGGUCUCAAAAUGAAGCUAAUGUUCAAGUUUCCCGUUGAUAGAAAUGUAGUUGAACCCAUAACAAAUGAAACAUAUUCUUCACUAUUAACAAAGUUAUCCAUGAUCAAGACAUUUGCUGCGGGAAUUGUUGUGCCAAGAGAGUACAUAUGGCCCGUCAAUAAAGCUCGCUAUUUAGAGCCUAGUACCAAUCUAGUGGUUGAUGCUCAUAAACAAGGUCUUGAAGUUUUUGCAUUUGGAUUCGCAAAUGAUAACUUUUUGCCUUACAAUUACAGUUAUGAUCCACAAAGAGAGUACUUGCAGUUCGUUGACAACUCGCAGUUUCUUGUUGACGGUGUGGUCACAGACUUCGUUACGACUGCAUCAAUGGCCAUUGCUUGCUUGGCAGGGAGUCGAAACGCUUCAAGGAAAGUCCCUACUCUGGUCAUUUCUGCAAAUGGAGCCAAUGGAGAUUAUCCAGGAUCAACAGAUCUUGCCUAUCAAAAAGCAGUAGAUGAUGGUGCUGACAUAAUCGAUUGUUCUGUCCAAAUGACAAAAGAUAGAGUUGCCUUCUGCUUGCCUUCAGCUGACCUUAUCCCAACCACCACUGCAUUCGGAAAAUUCAUGAGUCGAGCGGCUAAGUUCGAUGCAAUUCAAUCCUCUAUGGGAAUAUUCUCUUUUGAUUUAACAUGGGACGAAAUUCAAUCAUUAAAACCUAAAAUGUUCAGUGAAUUUGAUGGAGAUUUGGCAAGGGAUCCAGCACGCAAGAAUGUGGGCAAGUUUGUAACUCUCUCAGAUUUCUUGGAAUUUGCCAAGGAAAAGGCAGUUCCUGGAGUCUUGAUUAACAUAGAAAAUGCUGCCUACCUUGCAGCCAACAAGGGUCUUGACAUUGUUGGUGCCGUCACGACUGCUUUGAGCAAUGCCACACUUGAUAAGCAGUCGAAUCAGAAGGUUCUAAUCAUGUCAGGUGAAAGUUCAGUGUUGGACAAAUUCAACGAUAUCCCCACUUACCAAAAAGUACUUCACAUUAAGAAGCAAGUGGAAUUUGUAACCAAUGAGACGGCAUUGGAAAUCAAGAAGCAUGCAGAUGCGGUGUUUUUACAUAAGCAUUCCUUGUACACACAAUUUCGAGGAGAGAGUUUCAGUCUGAACUUCACUAACCUUAUUGAUUGUAUGCAUUGGGCCAAUAUUAGUGUCUAUGCUGGAACUGUUCGAAAUGAAUUCCAAGAUAUUUACAUGGAUUAUAGCUCUGAUCCUUAUAUGUUGAUCCAUAACCUUAUUUACUAUGGUGCGGAUGGAAUCAUAACCCAGUACCCAAGCACUGCAAAUGCAUAUAGCAGGAACUUGUGCACUGGGGUUCCAAAGGCAUAUAGGAUACAAGACAUAAAUCCAGGGGAUGUCAUAAGAUUUGCGCUUGAUCCAAAAGAAGUAGCAGAGUACAAGCCUCCGCCUCCUGUGCACUUGGAGACUAAGGACUUUGUUACUCUGCCAAAUCUCCUGGUACAAUGAGAAUAUUUAUAAACCGUUAUGAUAUGCAGUUUUUAACAAAAAAUAAUAUAUACUUAUUAUAGUGUCCUUGGGCAAUGAUUUAAUUAUGCCUUCCUUUUUCUUU
Molecule: messenger RNA, 2302 nt
Organism: Lycium ferocissimum
Lineage: Eukaryota; Viridiplantae; Streptophyta; Magnoliopsida; Solanales; Solanaceae
Product: glycerophosphodiester phosphodiesterase GDPDL6-like
Biological process (GO): lipid metabolic process
Molecular function (GO): glycerophosphodiester phosphodiesterase activity
Source: RefSeq, a predicted model, not a curated record